Molecule: messenger RNA, 1439 nt
Organism: Homalodisca vitripennis (glassy-winged sharpshooter)
Lineage: Eukaryota; Metazoa; Arthropoda; Insecta; Hemiptera; Cicadellidae
Gene: nmdyn-D7
Product: nucleoside diphosphate kinase 7
Exons: 10
Coding region: 153-1310 (385 amino acids)
Biological process (GO): GTP biosynthetic process; UTP biosynthetic process; CTP biosynthetic process
Cellular component (GO): centrosome
Molecular function (GO): nucleoside diphosphate kinase activity; ATP binding
Source: RefSeq, a predicted model, not a curated record
UUGUUGUCUGCAUGUUUGAAUGUUGUUAUGCGGUUAUUUAGUGGAGAGAUCUUAUAGAAAAGUUUUAGAUAAUAUAAUACAAAUAACUUUAAGUUGAAGUCACAUGAAAUAAUUAUUUCUUAAAUUAAAGAUAAUUCUGAUAGUAUUACGAAAUGGCUGAAAUAAGUAAGGUUGAUAAACUAUCAUUUUUGGCAGAAUGGUAUGACAUCGAAGCUUCCGUCAUUAGACAAUUUUAUUUUUCUUUUUUCCCAAGUGACUGUACUGUUGAAAUGUUUGAUAUUAAAAAUCAUAAAUUGUUUUUAAAACGCACACAUUGCGAUGGCUUAACACUGAAAGAUAUUUUUGUUGGAAAUACUAUCAAAAUUUUCAGUAGGGAAAUAAAAAUAGUUGAUUAUGCUGAUGGUCUUACUAAGAAAAAAAUGGCACUAUCAAUGCAAAGAUCAUUUUGUAUGAUUAAACCUGAUGGCAUUGUAAACAAGGGUGAAAUCUUAUGCUGCAUUUUGAGGAGUGGUUUUCAGAUCAGUCGGUUGAAAAUGACUACACUGAGUAAAGAAGAUGGCACAUUUAUGUACAGUGAGCAUCAGGGAAAACCUUUUUUUCCAUAUCUGUUAGAACAUGUAACAUCUGGACCGGUGAUUGGGGUAGAUGUUCUCUCAGAAGAUGCUGUCCAGCGGUUGAUUGCUUUGGUUGGACCAACUGAUGUGACAGAAGCAAAAACAAAGUGUGCAGGAAGUAUAAGGGCCACAUUUGGGCAGGAUGUUACAAGAAACGCAAUACAUGCCUCAAAGUCUGCAGAAAAGGCUGAAAAGGAAUCCAAGCUGUUCUUUGAACCUCGCUUUGAGGGAGGAACAUCACUGAAGCCAUUAGUACAGUUAAGGAACUCAACGUGCUGUAUCAUCAAGCCUCAUGCUGUUCAGGAAGGCUUGGCUGGGAAAAUAAUCUGCAUGAUAGAAAAAAACAAUUUUGUCGUGAGUGGCUUACAACUUUUUUAUAUGGAUGAAAUAAAUGCAGAAGAAUUUUUAGAAGUAUACAAAGGAGUGGUCCCUGAAUACAUGUCAAUGGUGAAGCAGUUGUCGUCAGGACCAUGUUUGGCUAUGGAGGUGACAAGUUCCCAGCCUGACUGUGACGUCCCUGUCGAGUUCCGCAAGUUUGCUGGACCUGCAGAUCCUGAAAUUGCCAAACGAAUCCGGCCAAAUACAAUUAGAGCUCACUAUGGAAAAUCAAAAGUAGAGAAUGCCAUUCAUGUUACUGACUUACCAGAUGAUGCUUCACUAGAGGUUGAAUAUUUCUUUAAAAUUCUGUCAUCUUGACCUUCAUGAAACCAUCAACCAAUAGAUACGAAAGAUAAGUUCGUCAAAUGACCAAUGUGACUGUUAAUUACAAUAAAAUCCAAUUUUGUAAAACAAAAAUCUGAAAAUAAAUUAAUAAUUUUAAAUUUA